GUGUCCUAAGGGCACAGUCCUGUCUGUGAAUCUCCGAUGACCCCGAAGCCCCAUCACCUUAUAAGGCUUAUCCUUCUGAGGUUGAUGUCCCCACUGCCACUGCUCAGACAGAGGGAGAGAGAUGGAGAGAGAGACAAAGAGAGAGGGAGAGAAAGGGAAGCCCCAGUCUGGAGUGAGGGCGUGGAGAGAGAAUCACCGGAGAGAUGGAGAUAAGACAGCAACAAGGACUCCCCAACACCCAGACACACAAUGACACAAAUACUCACCACACCACCACCACCUUCAGCUGCCUGGCUUCCGGGGGAGGGACAAUUGUCUUACGGCUUUCCAUGACGUGAGUCCUCCGCGAGGGCUAGGGCUGUGGGUGAGGCGACAUUUCCUGCCCCCGGGGGCUGGGGUGAAAGGAGAGAUGAAUCGCUGAGUGUGCACACCUUUUGAGAGCCCAGACACACACCCUGCUCCAGGGGCUCCUUUCCUAGGCUGCCCCCAUGGAGUUCCCCCUGGCCCAGAUAUGCCCUCAAGGGAGUCAAGAAGCCCCCACCAUAACCUUCAGCACCUUCCAGCCCAUAGACUUGAACCGCAGGAGCUGCCAGAGCCUGGGCUUGCUGCCGGGACCCAGACUCCAGGCCCUGAAGGCCCAGGAAGCCCAGCCCAGCCCCAGGGCCUCCGCUGUGCACCCUGCGGCACCUCCCCAGGCCCCAGGGGCUGCCUGCAGCCCAAAGGAUAUUGGGAAGGAAGAGGUGCCUAGGGAAGGAGGCAUGUCCCUGCAGGCUGAGACUCAGGCUUGGUUCCAGAAGACCCAGGCCCAUGAGCUCCUGCAGCAUGGGGCAGCCCCUGCUUGGUUCCACGGCUUCAUCACCCGGAGAGAGGCUGAGAGGCUGCUAGAGAGCAAGCCUCAGGGAUGCUACUUGGUGCGUUUCAGUGAGAGCGCCGUGACCUUUGUGCUGACUUACAGGAGCCGGACUUGCUGCCGCCACUUCCUGCUGGCCCAACUCGGGGACGGGCGCCACGUGGUGCUGGGCGAGGACAGCGCCCACGCGCGGCUGCAGGACCUGCUGCGGCACUACCAGGCGUGCCCGCUGAGCCCCUACGGGGAGACGCUCACCGAGCCCCUCGCCCGCCAGACUCCUGAGCCCGCAGGACUGUCCCUAAGGACUGAAGAAUCAGACUCUGGAAGCAAAAGCCAGGUCUCACAACCUCAGUAUACCUCAAUCCUCAAAAAAGAGCAAAGCGCAGCCCCCACGCAGAAAGAUGGGGCGGGGGGGCCAAAGCAGACGUCCCAGCCGCCCAAGCCCAAGCCUCCCAUCCCCGCCAAGCCUCAGCUGCCUCCCGAAGUCUACACAAGCCCCGCUCCGAGACCCCGCCCAACCCCGCCCCCCAAGCCCUCCAACCCCAUCUACCACGAACCUGAUGAACCCAUAGACUUCUAUGCCAUGGGCCGUGGCAGCCCCGGGGAAGGCCCCAGCAACAUUUAUGCCGAAGUGGAGGUGAAGGUGCCUGAUUCAGGGUGUGAGGGCCCGCCGUGCAUCCUCAGGCACGAAGUCCUACGGAAGUGCCAGUCCAGGCCUGUCCCAGGAAGCCAGAAUCCAGGUGGCCAACAACUGCAUUCUGAGAACUCUGUGGCUGAACAAGGCCCUGCUGUGCCCCACAAGCCCCUACCCCGCUGGGGGCACACCCUCCCCCACAACCUUUCUAGACAGGUGCUUCAGAACAGAGGUCAGGCGUGGCUCCCCCUGGGUCCUCCUCAGUAGCUGCUGAGUCUGAGCUGGGGUGGGGUGGGGGUGGGGGAUAACUUGGAACAGCGGGUCCAGAGACCUUCACACACACCCAGGCGCCCUUCUCACAAAAUGUGGAUGGAACAAACUGUAGAUGAUCAAAGCUGGAAAGGACUUCAGCCAUCAUCCAUUGCAAAGAUGGCAAAAAGGUGUCACCUCGCAUGCCAACUCCAAUCCAUUCAUUGUGGCUGCCUAGAGCGCUGCAAUGGAAAGGAUGUUGAGGUCAUAUCUGAACUCAGCAGAAAAGAACUCUGUGAUUGAUUAGUGAUGUCUGCCACGGGUGAGAGAAGGAAGAGGAUCAGCAUCUCCUUUGCUCUUACUGAUCAAGUUCGACUCCCUCACUGUGCAGAUAAGGAAACAAAACCAGAGAGGGAUAGUGGCUUAGUCAAGGUCAAGGACUAGAACCCCAGCUUCCUGUUUAGUGCUCUGUUCCAUACCCCACAUCCACUAACUCUUUACCACAGGAAAUGUCAGAGAUUUCCUCAGGAAAUCUGGCUGCUUUCCAGAGUUCUGCCUCAUGGGGGCCCGGGUGCUUGUUCCCCUCCUCCAGAUCCCAGCUUACCCCUGUUCCCCUAACUGGUCUGGGGCCCCACAAAGAAGCCUGGAGGUCAGAGGAGCAAAUGUGGAGUCGGCUUCCUUUUAGGGACACACUCACUUGUUCCCCCCCAAGAGUCUCCAAGAACCCAAUGGCUCAGUGCUUGCCUCUAAGGAAGUGGGCUAGGAGGGCCCUGCUGCAGCCCGCUGCCCUGGUUUCUCCUCCUGGAGUCUGAUUUCCUUGGCCCUCUGAGCCUUUGAGUCUGGGCCCUGGUCCAAUGCUGCUGUUGUCUGAGGAACAGUUUGGCGAGAACAGAUGUUAGAACUUGUUUGUUGAUUCUUGUCUGGCUAAUAAAUCAUCGCCAACCACCUCCCCCAACAGGGA
Molecule: messenger RNA, 2694 nt
Organism: Orcinus orca (killer whale)
Lineage: Eukaryota; Metazoa; Chordata; Mammalia; Artiodactyla; Delphinidae
Gene: SH2D2A
Product: SH2 domain containing 2A
Exons: 8
Coding region: 489-1751 (420 amino acids)
Cellular component (GO): cytoplasm
Source: RefSeq, a predicted model, not a curated record